This is a messenger RNA of Scomber japonicus (chub mackerel), 1665 nucleotides long. RefSeq names its product DEP domain containing 1B (gene depdc1b). NCBI's taxonomy places the organism in Eukaryota, Metazoa, Chordata, Actinopteri, Scombriformes, Scombridae. Gene Ontology annotation, biological process: intracellular signal transduction. The transcript is spliced from 11 exons. The coding region runs from base 1 to 1599 and encodes 532 amino acids. The record is from RefSeq and is a predicted model, not a curated record.
AUGGAAGGCAGAGUUAUCGGACCGGGUCCUUACAGGGCGACUAAGCUGUGGAAUGAAACCAUUAAACUCUUCCGUGGAGGCAUGCCGCUGAAAAGGCACUGGGCAAACUUCCGCUACUAUGAUUUCAGUUUCACGGGAUCCGAGGCGGUGGAUUAUCUUCAUAGGCUGCUGAAGCAUAACGACAAUUUUGGGCCGGAGGUGACUCGCUACCAGACUCUGCAGCUGCUCAGAAAGUUUCUUAAGGCCCAUGUUAUUGAAGACAUCAAAGGACGCCAUGGGACAGAGGACUUUGAAGACAACAGUCACCUGUACAGGUUCCCCAUAAUGUCGCCCCUGAAGUCUUUUCCAACAAGACCUCUGCUGAGAGACUGCAGUGACCUGCCCAGACUCAUCCGCUGGGAUGACUACGAAGAAUUACCACAGCAUGAAAACAUUGCACCUGUGAAGUCUGCUGUCAUGACUUCAGAUUUGUGGAAUAAAAGGCACAGCGUAGCCAUUGGGGAUGUCAAUGAAUGCAAGCUUAUACGCAGGAAGGACAUCACUCCGAAACAGGUGGACCAUAUCUGGAAAUCAAUGACAAUCGCACAGUUACAGAGAGCGCUGGGCCUAAAGACACUGGAUGGAGUGUUAAAUCCAAUACAUGUGAAAGGCAAGCACAUUGUUCACAAUGUGUUCAGCGUCAAUAAGACGGGCAUAGUCGUAUUGGAGAACAAAGCUGAGGACAUGCCCUAUUGGGUGGUGUCAGCUAUGAAAUGCCUUGCCAACUGGCCGAACGGCAAUGAAACCAAACAGCCAGUGUACCCAGGUUUCGAGAGGGAUGUGCUGAAAACAGUAGCGGAUUACUUUCACCGGCUCAAAGAACCUCUGCUGACUUUCCAUCUGUAUGAAGUCUUUGUCAACAUUCUCAGCCUGCUGCAGGAGCCAGAUAUAGCUACUGAGGCUCUUCAAGUCAGUAGUCUCUUACUGCCACCACCCAACCGAAGACGCCUCCAGCUUUUACUGCGACUCAUGGCCCGCGUCUGCCAGAAUCCACAACUGCCUCCGCUCAAUGACACCAUUGCCACCCGCACACUGAUGGUGCAGAUGUUCUCCAACUGCGUUCUAGGCUCAGGAGAUGAGAUGGACUUGGAUGAGUUGCUUUCUACCAAACUGGUGACCUUUAUGAUGGAGCACCACAACACCAUCUUCCAAGUGCCUACCAAGCUGCGUUGCCAAGUCGAGGAGCACCUGUCCCACCUCCGAAGAGUUCAGAUAAAAUAUGCAGGUUCAGAUACAGACUUCAGCAUGUCUCCAGCAUUUUGUAAACAGAUCAGCAAGGUGGAGGCGGAGGAGCAGAAGGUAAUUGGUACCCAGACUUCCUUGCAGGAGUUGCUGGAAGGCCUGAUUGCAGACAAAGAGCUUCCUGCCAAGGACAAGAGGAAAAGGCUUAAACAGUUCCAAAAGUCUUACCCUGAAAUCUACCACAAACGAUUCCCCACCGAGGAAAGUAAAGCUGCUGUCAUACCUGAGAAAACUCCCAAACUCAAACCUCAUCUCAUGUUAUUCAACAUCAAGAAACCCUUCCAGCCCUUCCAGAGGAGCUGGAGUUUCAGGGCAUGAUUUUCCACCUCUGACACAUCCACACUUUGUGCUGUUUAAACCUCAAAGUCAUGACAUGAGGAGGAA